UCAUCUCGCUCGUCUCCGAGGCUACGGGGGGCCAAUGUUGAUUUGGAUGAAUACCUGCAGUUGCCGGACCCAGCCUAGGUUGAUUUGUUUUUUUAAAGCUGGGUUCACCACCGGAAAACGGGACGCUUCGGACUGAGAAUAUUGCUCGCUCGCGCCGGGAAUCGUUGUUUUUCUGGACUGAGGAGAGGUGGGGAGCCGGGGGUGGGGAGGGGGGCUCAAUCGGCGGGGGCUGCAAGGAGGGUCAGGCGGAGACUGUAUCCUCCGUGCUCGGGCCAUCUGCGCCGAGCUCGGUCUGAUGGUUCCACUGAAGCCCUAACCAGGGGGCCGGGGGUCCACGGAGAGGAUCUGAAACCCGGCGUCGGCUGCGGAUGACCGUGGAGGGGAGUGGAGCCGCUUUCUCAGCCUUUCCUCGCCGUGGCGCCGCAUUAGCAGCAACUGUCGGGGAUUCUUCUUCUUCUUUUUUUCUUUUUUUUUUUAAUUUUAUUUUUUCUUCUUCUUCAAAACGGGUUAACGCUGCGUUUCUGCUGGGUAGAGAAAACACAGAGAAGAUCUAAGAGAGAUUAAACCGGCUUGAGGAGGCUGCAGGGCGGCCCAAAGCCACUGAUUGCUCCGUUGACAGGUUGUCAUCAUGGGCAACGCGCCCACGGCCAGAAAGGGCAACGAGAUGGAAAGCGUCAAGGAGUUCCUUGCUAAAGCCAAAGAGGACUUCCUCAAGAAAUGGGAGAAUCCUUCACAGAACACUGCUAGCCUGGAGCAGUUUGAGAGGUUGAAAACCUUGGGCACGGGCUCGUUUGGCCGCGUUAUGCUGGUGAAGCACAAAGAAACGGGACAGCAUUACGCCAUGAAGAUCCUCAACAAGCAGAAGGUGGUGAAGCUUAAGCAAAUAGAGCACACUCUAAACGAGAAGAGGAUCCUCCAGGCUGUCAGCUUUCCCUUUCUUGUGCGGUUAGAGUAUUCAUUCAAGGACAACACCAACCUUUACAUGGUUAUGGAGUAUGUACCAGGUGGAGAGAUGUUUUCCCACCUACGAAGAAUUGGCAGAUUCAGUGAGCCGCACGCUCGGUUCUACGCUGCUCAGAUCGUGCUGACCUUUGAGUACCUGCACGCUCUGGACCUGAUCUACAGAGACUUGAAACCUGAAAACCUGCUCAUAGACCAACAGGGCUACAUACAGGUUACAGAUUUUGGCUUUGCCAAACGGGUAAAGGGCCGGACCUGGACACUGUGUGGCACCCCAGAAUAUCUGGCUCCAGAGAUCAUCCUCAGCAAGGGAUAUAACAAGGCAGUGGACUGGUGGGCGCUGGGUGUUCUGGUCUAUGAGAUGGCAGCAGGGUAUCCUCCUUUCUUUGCCGAUCAGCCAAUUCAAAUCUAUGAAAAGAUUGUAUCAGGGAAGGUUCGUUUCCCGUCUCACUUCAGUUCAGACCUGAAGGACCUACUGAGGAACCUCCUACAGGUGGAUCUCACAAAACGCUUUGGGAACCUCAAAAACGGAGUCAACGACAUCAAAGGACAUAAGUGGUUCGCAACAACUGACUGGAUUGCCAUCUACCAGAAAAAGGUGGAAGCUCCCUUUGUUCCAAAGUUCAAAGGUCCAGGCGAUACCAGCAACUUUGACGACUAUGAAGAGGAGGAGAUCCGCGUCUCCUUCACCGAGAAAUGUGCCAAGGAGUUUGCUGAAUUCUAGAGUUAGAGGAGAAGAAAUAAGGAAAAUAGGGAAAGUCUAAGGUAGGCUGGUCAAAAGGGAGACACAAGAAAAGUGUACUGUCUUCUGUCCAAAUAUAAGCACCAGCUACAAAAAAAGAAAAAGGGAAAAAAAUCGAAUAGAGGUGUGUGGAAAAAGAGAGCGGAGACUGAUAACCAGCAGUGUUGCCUUUUCUGUUGCGUUUCUGUUGUGUUUUAUUUAUUGUCGUCUUAUUUAUGAAUCCCUUUAUAACGACGCUGUGUUUCAUGGGUGUCGGGAGCCCCACCGACUUAGAGUUGCCUCUACGCAUUCCCGCCCGAGAUCUUCCCGUUUCUGCAUCCGUUUCUGUUCCGUUCGUUUCUGCGCCACAGCAAAGACGAGUCAACACGUCAAUCUGCCGGUCAUCGCACGAGCGCGCACGCAAGAUAUCAUCGGUUCAUGCCGAUGAGAUGGUUUGAGCAAAACACAACACACGUUAAGAUAAAUGCCCAUGUGAUAUAUAGUUUGUCUUGAGUUCACCUGACCCAUCUCAUUAAUGAAACACUUCAAAGGCACGAGGGGCCAAAAGAAAGACGAAACAAAAAGUCAGGUACGUCUGUUGUGUAACUCCAUCUACGGCUCUUAUUAUUGUUAAUAUAUACAGACUUUGUACAUAUCUGCAGUACUCCAUUUUUAAAUGUUAGUAGGUACUUAGUGGCUCCAGUGAAACCAUACCAUGCUAACGUUACAGUACGACAACAUACCAAUAAAAAGGACGGCUUUCUCUCAGUUUCGACGGUGUUGUCAGAAAAACACCAACCGCAUAAUGGAAACUCAGGUUUGAACAUAUCACUUAACAGACAUUUAUCUCCAUAAAGCCUAAGGRUCAGCAGGUAAAUCUCGGAGUACAGAUUUGGGAAUUUGAAGUUCUGGUUUUAAACGAGUUUAAAAGGAACAAAAAAAAAAAAGAGGGACUAUUUAGAGUUUUAGUUGGCGUCUUCCACACUUUAUCCCUUCCAGAAUAUUUGGUCAGUUUUGAUAGAAAAGCACUUCCUGUUUCAGCUCAGAGCUAAUUUACUACAUGAGAUUAUUCUACUUGUUGAAACAACCGUUUGGCCCCCCUGGUUUUGACUUUUAGACACCGUGUGAGGCAGAGGACCUCCGACUGCUUCUGGCUGAGGGUCAGCAGCGCUCCGGUCUGUACGGAUGGCAAUCAGGAUGGUGGGCUUUACCUUGAUCAUUGCUCAUAUCACAAAAGAGAACCAUGCAAACUCUGUCAUCAUUUCUUUUGUGUGUGUUCAGGACAUGCACUAGUUUUGCUAAGUUUCAUUUUAUGUGUAUGUAUUGAUGAUCUGAAAAUGAUUGGUACUCUGUUUGUCAAGUUAGAGAUGGGUGAAGCACCAGGAGGUGAAUAUGCAUCGGGGAAUUUUGUAUUGAACAUGUUUUUCCUCAGAGAAUUUGUUUCCAAAGAGGCUAUUGGUAUAAUAUUCACACCAGAUGUUGCUAGCAACCCAAAUAAUCUGUGCAUGCAAAGAAAUAAAAGCAACUAAGUCCAUAAAUCAGGUUGCAUAUUAUAAAGUUGAAUUCUCUUAAAUAUUUGAAAGAAAAGCUUUAAGGUGUCUCCCGUAUAUAGAAACCAGUUGAAGUUCUCAGUUGUCAUUUUGACCUAUUUGAUUAAAACUGUCUUCAGAUUUCUUCGCCACUCCCUGAUAACCAAUUAUUUCUAUAGAGUUUCUAAUUAUGUUCAAGUCAGGUGACUCACUGAGCCGUUUUUCUGUCCUCUGGUUCCUUUUCCGACACCGGAUUAGAAGUUCCCAUGACUGUAUUUUUGGGAUCAUUGUCUUUCUGAAACGUGCUGUUGCACUCCUUCCUAUCUUGCCGCUGGCAUUUUAAAAGAUACCUGUUACAUGAGGAGGAAAUUAAGGCCAUUUUGUAAAACCUCAAAUCCUGUCAUGUUUUUCAAGUGUUUGUUACUUUUGAUCAGCUUUGUCUGUUUAUACUAGAGACAAAUAGGACAAUUUUUUUUAAUGCUCUGCAGUCAUGACCAGUCAUGUAUUGCGUUUUCAUAACCACGCCAUCUUUUAAUUUCUCCUUAGAAAGAUUAAACAAAAAACAGACCCUAUGGGAAUUACAUUUCUAUGCUCUGAGAGCGCCCCCUAGUGUUCAAACAAUUACUAACCAAAUUAAUCAGAACACAACAGCUGCAGCUGACAUGACUUUGUAGCAGCUGCUGCAUGUAUAACAACCACUCCCAUGUGGCAAGAUUUUGUUUAUAUUAUAAUUAAAGUCAUGUAUAGUGACGCAAUAUACAUUAUUUUCCAAUAAAAUAAUUUCCUGGAGGCAAAAGAACGAUACAAAAUAUUGUAACGAGGGCAUUACUAAGAAUAUCUUGGUACAUUUCUUCCUAUAAAUGCUGCCAGUACCACAUCCUGUAAGACAGGCCCACAGUAUAAGGUUCCCCCCUCCGAAAGUCACUAUCAGUGUGGUGUUUUUGGGUUUGGUGGUCAAUGCCAUUUCUUCUCCAAACAUUGUGUGCAGUGACAUUCAAAGAUUAAUGCUGGUCUCAUCUAAAGAUGAUAAUCCAAUUUUCCACUGACUUGACCAAAAUGUUCUAUAGCAGACUUGGAGCAAACUUUCCGGUCAAUGAGGCCAUUGUGGUUUAUUUCCAUGAUUUAAAAAAAAUUGGAUUACUAAAGCUCAGUGAGAGCAAUUCUUUGCUUUUGGAGACUUGUUCUGAUCACUCUUUUUUGUCAGAAAUGUUUACAAAAACCACCUAGUCGUGGCUGAUUUUUGGUGAAAUUGUGUUCUUUCCUCCUCCGGAUAAUGGCUGUAAUGGUUCAGUGCCAUUUGUAUUUUUGCAAUAAUAGGGUAGUGGAGGUCGUAAAAUUGCUUCUUACGUUUUUCUGGCGAUAGCAUAAAAGACAAAUUGUUUAUGCUCUCGCCUAAAUCAGCUGUCAUGAAUUAUUGACAACUGAACUAAUACGAGACAGGAUUGCUUACUACGCAGUUACAGAUUUCAGUUAUGUUUUAGUUGCCUUUUUCACUCAAGCUUAUUACAAAUAACUUAAUUUCUGGAGUAAUUUAGGUCGAUCUUGCUGUGAGUGGGAGUUUCUUGGGUUGCUACAGACAUCUAGUGUGAAUUUUAUGUCAGUAGGACUAAUAGAAAUGUGUUUACUGAGAAGAACUAUGUUUGUUCAUUGCUUUCCUGCUAUAACUUGUUGAAAUAUCCUUUUACAUGUUCGCCAAACAACCUGGUGAUUUGAAGCUUACGACAAAGGCCACCUCGGAUGUUCGGGGGUCUCUUUGCUUGACACAGUUUGACAGCAGGGCAUUAAAACAAUGUCCUGAGAGGAUUAAAUUUUGUUUCAGGCGUUAAAUUAUAAUUUAAUCUUUUACCUUAUUAGGGAUGUGAAAUAUUACAGUUCAGAUAGGCGCAAGGAAUUCCUUUCAUCAUGUUUUCUGUCAAGAGUCUCAACUUCGUGAAAAAUCUCAGAUAUGAGAAAAAUAUGAUUGGCCUUUUGUUUGAAAUACACAUCUGCAAUGUUACUAGUCUGUGUGCGUCAUUUGUAAAUUAGAGUGGUGUUUGAAACGGCUUAACAUGGAGGCAUUGUCCAGGUGGACGACUUGGGUUCACAGUAUCCUUUACCACACGUGUCUCUUAGGAGAGACCAUUCCCGUCCAUCUAUCUACUGUCUUCCACUUAUCCAAGAUCGGGUCCAAGAGGGAUCCCCAGACAUCCCCCCACCCCCAUUAGCAUGAUCCGGCUCAUUCUGGGGGAUCCCAAAGCGUUCCCAUGCCAGAUGGGACAUAUAAUCCAACUAGUGAAUUCUGGGUCUUCCCCUGGGUCUCCUUCCAGUGGAAUGUGAUCAGAAAACGUCCAGAGGGAGGCACCCAAGGGGCAUUCUGAUCAGAUGCCCAAACUGCCUCGACUGACUGUUUCAAUGUGGAGAAGCAUUGACUGAGUCCAACCAUCCUCCAGAGGAAGCUCAUUUUGGUCGCUUGUAUCCAGGAUCUCAUACUUUCAGCCUCUUUUCUUAUCUUCUUACCAUAGGUGAGGGUCAGAACCUAGGUCAGUAAAUUGAAAGCUUAGCUCUUUUUUCAGCACAACACGUCACAGCUGCAUACAAAGCCCCAAUCCAUCUGUUGAUCUAGCAUUCUGUCCUGCUAUCACUCGGGAACAAGACACCUAGAUACUUAAACUCCUCCACUUGAGGCAGAGCCUGACCCCUGACUGAGAGGGGAGCCGUCUUCCUUAAAGGAGCUGACUCUCAUCCUGGCUGCUUCACACUGUGCAGUGAACCACUCCAGUGCCCACUGGAGGUCAUGGGCUGAAAAAGCCAACAGAACCCCCAUCUUAAGUAAAAAAAAAAAGUAAAAAUGAGAUGCUGAGGUUUCCAAACCAGACGCCCUCCCCUACAGGAUUAUUCCUUGAGAUCCAUGAAUAUCGGUGGAGUCCAGAGCACACUGGGAACAGGCUUCACUUUAUGCCGAGGAUACAGACCCCAGCUCUUGCUUUGGCCACUUUGGGCAGACAUAGAUUGGAUACCCAGCCAGACACCCCAUACUUGUGAAGAACAGCUUCCAAAAUACCUGGGAUGGACCUGGUCAUAAGCCUACUCCAGAUCCAUAAACGACAAGUAGAACUGACAAGCAAACGCACUCAGCAGUUCUGCAAACUAAAAGAUGUAGCCCACUGCUCUAUGAGCCACAUCGCACUUCCUGUAUCCGAGGUUCAGCUAUCAGUCAGAGCCUCCUCUCCGAUACAGCGAAGGUCUGAUUUGGCUUUAUCGAUAAACAUCAAAUAAGAGAACUUGCAGGAAGAGACAUUAUCACGUCUGGUAAAAAUGUUAAUUACAGAAAUACAUUAGUGUAGUACCAUAAUAUCACACAUUUUUUAAAUAUUCCAACUUGUUAUUGAAGUCAAUUUACUCAGUGAGGAAUGAAAUACCAUGUUAGGAAAUAAUUGCUUUCAACAAUGUGACACAGUUACUGGGAGCCCUGUGUUAAGACUUCAAACAGCCACCUUUUUACAAUAGUGCAGCACAACGGCAUUUACAGAGAUGGACUUUUGGCCGUUUUCCUUUACGUUAUCCUCUCUAGAUUCUCCAGAGUCUUGGCUCUUCAAACUAUUUUCAGUUUACUGAAGCCACCAGGUUUUUCUCUAAAUCAUCAGGUAUUUCAAAGAACUUAUGAUGCCCUAAUUAACAGGCUCACAGCGUUACAGAUCCUCCACCGUCCUUCAGUCAACAUGACAUUUACACGUGUUCAUACUUUGUUUCAAACCCACUUACAGUGUUUGUUGCUGAAAAGCUUAAUCUCUGUUUCAUCUGACCAAAGCUCGUACCGCUGUUUAAGGUCUCAGUAGAGUUUUGUAAACUGUCCGUGUUUCUGUUAAUGAAGGAGGGACUUGGAAAGGCUUCGUGCCUCACAUGCAGCCGGGUGGCUUGUAGACGGGAUCUCAUGAUUGUUAUGGAGACUUGGCAUCCCCCAAAGAUGUCGUUAUUUGCUGCAGUUCUCAGUUCAGCUCUGUUCUCUGAAUUAAAAUGUUUCUACUGCAUCUAUUUUAAAGGGAAUGUUGGGACUAAAAAAAAGAAUGGCUCUGGUAACUUUGUUGAAAAUAAUCUAUUACAUUCUAUCAUUCAAUUAUUUCCCCCACUGAAUAAACGUACUCAAGAGAAAGUUUGGACUUUCUAUUUUUUCUAGUGGGAGAUCAUCCCGCUGCAGUAAAUUCUGGAUUCAUUAUAUGUUUUGGGGGUUUUUUUGUACACUUCUUUGGAAAAAUAGGUUUGUCUUGUCAGUUCCCUUAUUACAAAUGCAGAGUGGGUUAAGAUCUAGAAACACUCAGUUCACAUCUCUCACAUCGUUUAACACGUAUGUGGUAAAUUUGUUGCAGUUUAAGCUGCUGGUUUUAUGGUGAAACUCUUAAGGCAAAAGUGUGUUUACUGGCUGUAUUGUUAUUACUACUGUGUGAACAGAGACAGAAUGCGAGUUUGGUCGGAGUUACAGCGAACCUGGAACACUUAAUUGCAGAAUAAAAACACAUACUACAUCUGGAACAAUGGUCCACUGUAACAUUAUUUAUUUUACCUUGUGAUUCACAAGGAAAGAGUCUGAAAUUUUUAGGCGCCUUCAUAAAAUGACCUAAUGUUAUGCUUCACAUUUGUUUUUCUCUAUCCUUGUGUGUUAAGUGGUAGGAAAUGAAUUACCACAAUAAAUCUGGGGCUUGUUUAUUUUGUUCAUGCCAUGUAAGGCCACUUGGUUUGAAUUAAAAAAAAAAAAUGUCUCUCUUGAGUUGUUAUGUUCAGUGUUCUGUCAAUUUUUUUCUUGAUGAAUCUGAAGAUAUGUUGGCAGAAAGAUGGCAGCCUUCUGGUCGUCAUCCGCUUGCUCACUGGUUAUGAUAGCCUAAUUUAUAGACUAUUACUAUCAUCAUGAUAUUGUUUACAUCUGUGGUUGGGACAUCACAUCCCCAACAUUUCCUUCAUGUCGGGUUCAGUAUGCAGCAUCCUUGAGACACUUUUGCAGAGACACAACUUCUUCUCAGUGCAGGCACAAUGCUGGUACAUAAGAGCCUACUGUCGCACUUUUUAGGGAAAUGAGACCUCCCUCCUCCCCAGCCAGUGUAAACCAUAUCGACCCAUGCCACACACACACACACCCAUACACACAAAACACUCUUGUGAAUGGAAGCAUCUGAAGUCACGGGAACAGUGACAUAAAAACAAGUGUAAUAUUUUGCAACAUGAGUAUCAUUCCAAUAAAGUUUUACUUGUAAAAUCUC
Messenger RNA from Poecilia reticulata (guppy), 8438 nucleotides. RefSeq names its product protein kinase, cAMP-dependent, catalytic, alpha, genome duplicate b (gene prkacab). Gene Ontology annotation, biological process: protein phosphorylation. The record is from RefSeq and is a predicted model, not a curated record. Lineage: Eukaryota; Metazoa; Chordata; Actinopteri; Cyprinodontiformes; Poeciliidae. Gene Ontology annotation, molecular function: ATP binding; cAMP-dependent protein kinase activity; protein kinase A regulatory subunit binding. Gene Ontology annotation, cellular component: nucleus; cAMP-dependent protein kinase complex; cytosol.